Molecule: messenger RNA, 627 nt
Organism: Strongylus vulgaris
Lineage: Eukaryota; Metazoa; Nematoda; Chromadorea; Rhabditida; Strongylidae
Source: the annotation of a GenBank genome assembly
AUGGAUGCUAAACUGUUAGCUGAGAGACCGCCUCUUUUCACUAUUAACAACGAUCCAGAAGCGAUUCGAAUUGGUAUUAUCUACAUCUGUUUGUCCUCAUUUAUGAUUCCAUUCUAUCUUAUUUUCAACUGGGUGAUGUGGAGAGAUAAAGAUAUCAAACGUAUGCUGAUAUAUCGCCUGAUGAAUAUGAUCAAUCUCAUCGACUUUGGUCAGCUGAUAUGCCAUUUUAUCAGCGGCUUCUUCCCAAUAUUUCCGGAAAUUACACAUCGUUCGGAAUUCUUCUCUAGUUUUGUUGGAUCCACUGUAAACAGCUUAUGGCAGGCAAUGUUCCCCUAUUUCUGCGUGCUAUCUAUCAGUCGUAUUUUGAUUAUCAAAAAGAGAAUGGAUCCCAAGCAACUUAUCUGGCCUCUUAGGUGUAUCAUUACUGUCGGCUGGAUAUUUACUAUCACGGUAUGGCUGUGGUCCUGGCUAGGCAUGGCCUUCAUAUUCGGCAAGAUUGCUUGGGAAUAUGAUUUUACGGUUUGGAGCUCAAAGUAUCUACAGAUUCUUGAGAUUGCUUGGUGCUGGCCUGCUAUCUUAACUUGCUAUCUAAUGUAUCUUGCCAUCAUCGUUCAUUUAUUGAUGUGA